GACUUUUUGCAGAUGAUGGUCAGGGGGCCCCUGGGCCUGUGUAUGUGCCUAAUGGUCUCCUCAGUAGCCUAAUCCAUCCAUGGAUGUUAAAUGUAAACCUACCAUAAAGAUAAACUGUUAUUAUAUGGCUGUACAACCAUUGUAAUAGCUGAUGCCGGUUUGUCUUGUCCAUUUCCCUCAUCUCAGCUCUGUCCAGAGGGUUUUCAGUAGUGCGUCUCCGCAGCGCAUCUUUAGUGCGGCCACUUUCAGUAAACAGCGCCUUGUGAGCGCACUACCUCUGCCGAAAAACACACGUCAACCACUGCAGCGGUACUGCACGGAGACAGCAGCAGGCCUACGAGAAGCCACAGGAAGCUUGUCAGCUACAGACUGCUCAUUCUUAAUUAUCUCCAUGGCUGCUGAUGAGACCCAACAGGAGCCGGACCUGCUCGAAAUGCGCCAAUUAUCUGCAGAGGACGGAUGUGCGUCCGUGUGUGCACAGAGCAAUAAGCUCCGUUAAGACAGCUGAUUAAUACAGAGUCGCUUAUCGGUGGAUGUCAGUAGUUAAAAACGGACGUGCGUUGUCUGCUCUUUACGUAAUCCUUUUUUGCGUAAUUUUGCAGCGGGUAUUGGAUGCCGCGUGGACCAGGAUUAUUUUGGCGAGGAUAUCUCUAGUGCUCUCCCCUCCUCCCUGCAUCCGUUGUUGUCCUCAACAGCAGACACACAGACUCAUUCAGGGACAAUUUGUCUGGAGCAACAUUGUAAAUAGACGAGGAGCUGUUUUAAUGAAAUCCAACAUCGCUGCAUCCCGGUUGAAGCCUUCAGUCAGCAAUGCCUGGGAAUCCUUCAGCUGCUCCUCCCUGCUGUUCUCUGAGAAUGGGAUCGUAGUGAACCAAUCUGGGAUUUAGAUCAACUGCUAGCAUGUUGCAGCCAUCCACGAGGACAGGUGACAGCCUGUUGGAAGCAUUACCUCACCGGUGCAAGCGUCCAAGAUGGGUCCUCUCCCUCACCCUCUGCAUGGCUCUCCUCUGGCUUCCAAGGGCAGCGGCAUCCACCCUAAACUGCCACAAGACAUGUAUCUGCGCCUCAAACAUAGUGAGCUGCUCUAAGAUGAAUCUGACCACCGUCCCAACGGGUCUCCCGCUCUACACUGCUGUGCUGGAUCUCAGCUACAACGAGAUAGAGCGACUGCGGUCUGAGUGGACCCCGGUCAACCUCCCGAAGCUCCAUAACCUCCUCCUCAGCCAUAAUGGUCUCCAUUUCCUGUCCUCAGAGGCGUUCCUAUAUGUGAAGCACCUGCGCUACUUGGACCUGUCCUCCAACAACUUGCGACUGCUGGAUGAGUUCAUUUUUGAGCCUCUGGUCAACCUGGAGGUCCUCUUGCUGUACAAUAACCAAAUUUCCCAGAUUGACCGUUCAGCAUUCACCGGCAUGCUCAACCUUCAGAAGCUCUAUCUUAGCCAGAACCAAAUCUCUCGCUUCCCCGUGGAGCUGGUCAAGGAAAAGUCCCGCCUGGAGAAACUUUCUCUCCUGGAUGUGUCAUCCAACAAGAUCAAGAUGUUGCCCAUUGAUGAGCUCCAGGUGCUGCCUGCCUGGAUUAAAAAUGGCCUCUACUUCCACAGUAACCCUCUGCUGUGUCACUGUGAUCUCUACAAACUCCUCGCCCACUGGCACAUUCGAAAGCUCAACUCCGCUGUGGACUUCAAAGACGACUACACGUGUAUUCUGCCUGGCCCACAAAAAACCCAAGUGGGCAUUUUUGAUCUCAGUGGUGAAAAUAUGAACUGCAGCACGUUCAAGGAGGCAGUUCAAGAGGCUUAUCUGGAGCAGAGAAUGACCCUUGGCUGUGACACCAAACACAGGAACAUGUCAAAGACCUGGAUGUUGCCUGGUAACGUGCCGCUGAUACGUGGAAGCAACCAGACAGCCCAAAACUUGUCAGAUGGAAGUCUGGAGAUCAAUCCAGUGAGGACUGAGGACUCCGGGACCUACACUUGCUUUGCGACAAGCGAGGUCUUCAAUGAGACGAUCUACGUGGUGCUGAAGGUUCACAACUUCACCAUGCACGGGGGUGGGGAGACCCUGAACACAGCGUACACCACCUUGGUGGGCUGUCUGGCCAGUGUGGUGCUGGUGCUCAUGUAUCUGUACCUGACGCCGUGUCGCUGCUUCUGCUGCCCCAAUAAAGGCAAGGGUCGUGGCGAGGACAGCAUCCACUCGUCCAUGCUCAGCGUGACACCAACCCACGAAGACCCAGCGCUCAAGGCCGAGCUGAACAGGCACGUGGCGUUCAUAGACUCCAAGGACUUGCAGGGCCAGAACGGCAAGCUGAACCCCAACGGGGAUGAGGAUGAUGAUGAUCUGGAUGCAGAGGCUGGUUCUCUCAUGAAGGGCAAGAGGAAGAAGUCAGUAGCAGAGUCCAUCAGCUCCGUCUUCUCAGACACUCCCAUGGUGGUCUGAGAUGAGAUGGUGGACGCCACACGACUGGAUGUAAAUGGUACAACGUGAGCCAUCUUUUAGUUCAUGUAAACUGUGACUGUGACCUUGUGGGAGGAAACGGAGGCAGGACGUUCAUCUGUAGUUGGAAAUAAGGAUCUCAAAGGGAGUAAAAAAAAAAAAACUGUCUUGUUGCCGACGAGGACAAUAAGCAGGACAUUUCCAGCAUUUUAAUCUGUAGCACUUAAUAUUCAUACUGUGAAGGAAAGGCAGUGAACAGUGGAAACUACUGAAGUCUUAUGAGAGUGAAACGUAGAUGAUAUAAUGUUGAUAUCAGCACUCAGGAAGUGAUCAAAUAAACUGCUAUAGUGUGGGAAAUAUAUAUGAUCCAGUACACAGGUUGAAAUUAGAUUUUAAAAACGUAGUGUAUAUUGAAACAAUGGCUGGCUCAUAAUUAUAUUUAUUAAAAUGACUAGAAUAGAUCGUAUCUUAAAAACUAAAACAAACUAAAUUAGAGCAUAUAUACAUUUACCCCUCCUCGAUCAACACAGGGACAGAGACUUAGACAGGCAGCCGUCACCAGGCUAUGAAUACAUCUGUCGUUAACCUUGAGUCAUCUAUAGAGAAACAGCAUGCCAUAAGCCCACAUUAUAUGAGGUCUCAGGCUGAUCUGUGUAUGUGGGAUGAAGAAAAUGUGCAUUCAUCAGACGUUUAGUCACUUAUAUUGAGAGAGCAGUAGCACAAACAUUAUAUUAACAGGCCAUCGCAGGUCAUUUUCAUCCUACUUCAUAGCUGAUACUUAGUUGCACUCAGAUAUAGUUCAUCGUUAUUCUAAUUCAUAGUCAUAUGUGUAGUGAUAUAAGAGAAAGCUAUGUUAAGGGAUCAAUUUACAUAGAGGUACACAAUAGUUAACCAGCUUGAGGCAGAUCAUUGCUUAUAUAUGAAUUGUAUAUCAAAAUAGUUGCCUCUUAGUUAUUGCACAUCUACAGUAUAACCCAAGAGAAGCCUUACACAAUUAAAAACAUGGAACGCCUCCAGCAGAUACGCAUUAGACGCAGGGAAGUAUUUUGUCCUGACUGAUUAUCAACAUAUUGUCUCAAUUCUAUAUACAGACAUGCACCGUGCUCCUUACAUGGACUAAUAGGCUGAGGUGCCACAAACUGCAGAGCUGCAGACUCUUCCUCUCGGCCAGGUUAUAGCAUUUGUUUCUCUCAGUCACAUAAGCAGAAGGUUAAAUACCAAGCUAAAAGCAGCGAGCUGAAGUUUAUUGUGUUCUUUCCUGUAUGUUAAAUGGGCAUAUUAUAUAAAAUCCAGAAAUGUUUUAGUGAAAAUUGCUCAAAAAACCGACCCUUAGUGUAUUCAUAUGUCCUAAUUUAUGUUGUGGAUUUUAGUAUUUGCAGGGUCGCACAGUCAGGAGAGGCAAGCCUGGCAAAUGUGUGGUGCCCCCCCAAAAAAUUAUGAAAAAGGGGCCCCUGAUGGCCACUUAUACUGACAAAUUUUGCAAUGACAACUAUAAACUAGAGUUGUUCCGAUGCCGAUAUCAGUAUAAGAAAUGCCUUUAACACUGCUGAAAAUGCUAGACUGGUUUUCAGCGAGUACCCAACUCUAUGCACCGACCCCAUACCAUUUCAUUUAUUGAGACAUUUGAAAUUAGCUUCACACCUGGAUAAAAUGGCAGUUUUACCGAAAAUCAAUUCUUCUUUGCUGCUCUUCAACAGUGGCCUACACAGUCAGGUGUGCUGUGCAGCCACUGGCAACUGCUGUUUUAGCAACUCAUUCUCACUCCGACCUCGUCACAUAUUGAUGUUUUGGCCAACACACCCAGGGUACCUUGCAUGUCAUGGACUUUCCACGUCCAUGACAUGCAAGGUACCCUGGGUGUGUUGGUUGUUGAUGUUGUGGGACACCGUGUCAAGUUCUGCCUGUUAAAUGCUUCUUUCAAGAUACACUUUAGUUUUCAAAAAACACAUAUUGUUAGGUUUAGGCAAAAACAGGAAUUGGUUGGGUUUAGGAAAAAAGAAUAGGAUUUAGCUUUAUAAUCUUACGGGACGCGGAGUUCACUCUUGGGUGAAAGUCAGUGUUUGUUGGACCCAUCCACCACCGCUCCCGCCCCACUCAGACUUUCGCCGCCGUAACUUUCGCCCUUAUCCCGCCUGGUUUCCCCCUGACGCCGUUGGAUGCCGUUAAACUAUGCCACAAGGCACUGGAUUUCGACGAACUCUCGGGCCUCGUUUUAGAGCAAGGAAGAAGAAUUGAUUUUCGGUAAAAAGUGAAACAUUGGCCGUAAGCAAAAUGUUGGUAAUUUGACAAUAUUGUCAAUAUUUUACAUUGGAAAGUCCCAUCAGUAAAAGAACAUUGUGUACAGUUUGCAAGGCUUUAGUUUUGAGGGGUGUCACUAGUGUUGCGAGCUACUAAAUUGUGUCUGCACUUUAGGUUUCUUAAAAGAAUUAUUAUUUAUGCCUAAGUUUUUUUUUUUUUAUGACUGACAGUCAAAUUAGAUAACAAUAGAAAGAUACGCAAGUCCAGGUAUGGGAAUUUGUAUCAGGAAAAAAUGGCAUUAGGACAUCUCAACUAUAAAACCCCUUAAACCUCCCGUAAAGGCAUUAUACAGUGCACUGCAGCUGCCCCAAAAAACCCUAAGUGGGGCCCCUUUUAGCAACCGACCGUCAGCUAGCUACCUGAAACUGUCAUACAUAUGUUAGGUGUAACCGUCAGCACAUGACGAGCAAACCUUUCUGCUCAACAAAAACAAAAUAAAAAACAAGAAAAGGGAAAAACGACACCAGGAGGUGCUGGAAGGCCUCGAUCGGCUUCUAUCUUCCAGAGUCUAGGACUGCCACUGAGUAUUUGAUAUUGCAUUUUGCUCAGAUGGACAAGUGUCACGCUGUUUGGCCCUGUGGUAGGUAGAAAAAGCAGCACGUUGUAAUAGCAGGUAAACAUUAGAAAUAAAACCCACAGGGUUCCUCUAGAGGAUUAUGCUGAUGAGGCUGUGUUGUCUGACAGGAGCGAGCUGAGUUAAGAGCUACUGAAAGAAAACCUGUUGUAACACAGGGGAUCCUUCAGAAGAUAACUAAGUCUUUACAAUUAUAAUUGAAUCUAUUGUGAAAUGAAUUCAUUGUGCCAGCCACCUCAUUUGCCAUGCAUAUUUCAUUAACAAGGUUUAAAACAGGCAUAAACAAGAAAGAGUGAUUUCAUUAAACAGCACGGCGUUCGUGUCAUAAUACAACAAGGCUAGCCCAGCAUAAAUUGUGUCUUUUGAUGGGAUGCGGCUUCUCUCUGCUUCCCAUGUCUUUGUCUCUCUGAGCAGGAGGGGAUAGGUGUGUUAUCGUGAGUCACAGCGACACAAAGCCAUUCUCUCUGGCUCCUUGCAUGCUGACAGCAUCAAUUCAGCCCAGAUGUGUUUGCUUUGUUUGUGUAUCUCUGUCAUUACGAGGCUGCCCUCGCUUAAGUUCAAAAGCAAUCAUUCAGCCAGGCAGUGAAUGUGAUGCCCUUUAAGUAGACGCUAAUUUGUUUAUGAGGGAAACGCCUGGAGCUGUUAUUGAACAUUUGCUCUCCAACUGAGUCAUAUGAUUGGAAACUAUAAGAACUUAAGAAAGUAUAACGGAGAAUAUAUUGCUCAAUGCUUUUUAGUUUUCCACUUCACCAACACACACUCAAAAAAAAAAAAAAAUCUAUUGUCAGGUUUAUGUAUGUUAAUUACAUAUAAAAUUUUCUGCCAACUGUGUCAAGUCAUUCUCAAAUAAACCAAAAAAGCACCAUUAAUUUAAUUCAGUAAAGUAAAACUUAAAUAGACUAUGAGCCUUUAUGUAACUAUAGCUCAUAGAAUUACAUUAAUGUAAUUUCUGUCAAGAAAUUCUGUGUUAUUCAAAAAUGACGAACAUUAAUAUAUCUGAAAUACAUAGAAUAUAUUAACAGUAAUUACACACAGGUAAUUUCCAUGAGCCAUAGUGACAUUAAUUCUCAUAGUAUAUUCAUCUUAAUUGGAUUUAUGUUUAUGUUAGAAUUACUUGACGCAAUUGGAUGGAAGUUUUGACAUAACCUGACAUAUGAGUGCACAUAUUACAACACCUACGUAUGUAAAAUCACAUGCACUUUGCAAUUAACUGUCAGUAUAGCUGUCAGAUGUCAGGAGAGUGCAAUAGGUUUUUACGCAAAAUUGAUGUUAUAUUCACAGUUGCACUGUGCAACGCAGCAUCUUCUGUGUGUGGGUGAGAAAAGGAAGUCACACUUAUCAGAGAGGUGGUGUGUGAAUCAUUCCACUCUCUCACGCAUAGGAAUACCAGGUGGAAAAGGAUUGCAAAAAUACCACAAGACGCAUUAAAAUAAAGACACAUUUAGCACUACGGCUGACUGGCUGCAAUUGGCGAAGUAUCUAUCCCAUUUUUAUGGAUCCAGCCCCAAAGUGUUGCCCUGUAGAGUUAAAAUAUAUGUGCUGUUCCCUGCUUUCUCAUCAUGGAGUCAAUCUUAAACCUCUGGCCACUCAAGGCAACAUGACAAGCCAAUCACAGAAUCUAAAAUGACUAAAACAAUACACAGAUUUUACAGCUGUUGAAUAGCGCACAUUAAAUUGCCAGACCAUCAAGGAAUAGCUUGUGUUUGCCCCGCAAUAACCCCGUGUCAAUCAAGAUCAAUCUGCCGUGGCUAACGGGUGAUCUUCUCCUCUGGGUUGUCACUCACAAUACAAGUCGUAGUUGUGUACAGAGAAAAACCAAGUGCUAUUGCGAAGGUCCUAAUAUAAAUGAGAAGAGGAGAGGCUUUGUUCUCUCCAAAGCAAAUCUGCCUUCCUAUAUAUAUCUAUAUAUACAGUAUAUAUAUGUAUUAAGACUCACUUUUCUGUGUUCAGUAUUGAUUAGUUGUGUACUGCUAUGUUCUACCAGUGUACUGACUGUAUUCUUGUAUAAUCUGAUGUUGUUGAUCAUUUUGCAUUUCGUCUGCCGCUGUGCUACUGUUAGUUGUUUCAACACUCAAGUCUUGACUAUAAAUGUUUAUUUUUUAAGCAGGGUGGGGGUUAGUUUUUUAUUGACAUGGGAUGUAUUUUACACGUGACUCUGCUGAAGGAUGGUUACACUGAAAAUAUGUAUUGAACAUGUCGGAAAAAAAACUGCAUAGGAGGAGUUUUGAAAUCACUGAUACAUCCUAAUGGGCAGUGAGUAUGUAGCCGUCAGUUAUUUUCAGUCAGUAUCAUAAAGCCAUAAGGGAUUCAAGGAGAAAGCAGUGCUUUAUCAGAUAAGUGGCUCCAUCAGGUGAUGUAUGGAGUUGAAGGUGUGUUUGCCGAAAGACACUUUACAACAGUGAAAGCAACAACUUUUCUGUCCAGAAGAAAAGUCAAAGAUUAUUUUUAUAAAAGCCAGGAAUGUAGGAAAAUCAAGAGAUCUCUCCACCCACACCGAUGAAUCCCUGAAACACAAUGGGUUUUGAAUGGAUUUGAAGACAGAGGGUAAAUAAAUCUUCUCAGGACUACGUCAGUUUUAAGUUAUAAUGUAAUACGAUGCACAGUUUUUCAGCAUCAAUCAGAUCUGUGGUUUGAGAUCUGUGCGGUACACAGGCCCUUUGCUAUUUGCAGUAAUGGCACAUUAACUGUUCCCUUCUCACAGAUUAGGGAAGGGAGUGGUCUCUGCCCGACAUACAGUAUAUCUAUCUCCGUUCAUCUGUGUAGUAGCAAUUACAGAAACAUCCUUGAGGCAGUGGGGCUAAAAGCUCGCUGCUUAACAGUGUGCAACUACAAGUGUCCACAGGACAAGAAUGAAGCUUUUAAUAGCAUUAAAAGCACUGAGUUUAUUGACCGCUGCUUCAAAGAUGAGCUGGUUGGUCACUGCCAUAAAAUCUGAAAAGGUCUCGCAGCUAAAGUGGAAUGGCUUUGCAUGGUUCGCUUAAGAGCUUCUCUGACUGCAGGAUAGGUGCAACCUUGUAGGCAUUAAAGAUAAAGAAUACUGAUCAUUUGACUUAAUAAAAAGAUCAAGAUUUACACUU
Epinephelus moara (kelp grouper) is the source of this 8385-nucleotide messenger RNA. It is a transcript of the gene amigo1, whose product is annotated as adhesion molecule with Ig-like domain 1. NCBI's taxonomy places the organism in Eukaryota, Metazoa, Chordata, Actinopteri, Perciformes, Serranidae. Gene Ontology annotation, biological process: brain development. Bases 901 to 2439 code for a protein of 512 amino acids. Gene Ontology annotation, molecular function: protein binding. The transcript is spliced from 2 exons. The record is from RefSeq and is a predicted model, not a curated record.